Messenger RNA from Ilex paraguariensis (yerba mate), 837 nucleotides. The record is from the annotation of a GenBank genome assembly. Lineage: Eukaryota; Viridiplantae; Streptophyta; Magnoliopsida; Aquifoliales; Aquifoliaceae.
GUACGUUACUCUCUCUGUAUCACUUUUCCGUUUGAUUUCUCUCCGAAUCUCCUGAUUUUCAAUUCAUCACUGCUUCUCUUUCCCUCUUACUCUCAGAUCCGACCUAGGGUUUCUGAAAUCUUUGAGUAAUAUUAUUUUUGCCAGAGAACUGGAAGUCAUGGACUCAGUCAUCGAUCCAUUGAGAGAAUUCGCCAAGGACAGCGUUCGCCUCGUCAAAAGGUGCCACAAGCCUGAUCGCAAAGAAUUUUCAAAGGUCGCGAUCCGUACUGCGAUCGGCUUCGUCGUGAUGGGAUUCGUUGGUUUUUUCGUGAAGUUGAUCUUCAUUCCUAUCAACAACAUCAUCGUUGGUGCUUCUUAGGUAAUGUAUUUAUUUUGUGCAAAAUCACUGCCUUGGAAUAUAUUAAAGUGGCGUUGCAUAUCCAUUUGAGGAUUUUCGUUUCUUUUCUUAUUGCAGUGUUUUGUGUAAAUUGAUGGAACAUGUGAAUGAUGAUGGGGUAUUUGAUCUAGUUCUUAAGGGGUUUGUUCUUAUUUCGAUUCUUUAUAAUUUGGUUACCAUAUAUUUCCAUCACUGGUUAAUGAGGUUUACUUUACAGAAUGAGAUAUUCAUUUACAUGGAUGUGAAACGUAGUUUGUAAGUCAAACUAUUUAUUUCUCUUAAAAUAAUAGCAUAAAGGAUGGAAAAGACUUUGUGUCAGCCAAUAAGGCAUCAUGGUAUUGGUAGCAGAAGAGUAUAUUCACUUCAUGGCCCACAUUAAUUGUUCAAAGGGAAAGGAAAACAGAAAAAAUAGUGUUGUAAUAAGGGGGAUCCAAGAUUUCUCAGUUUGGGGGGAGGGGGAA